This is a messenger RNA of Homalodisca vitripennis (glassy-winged sharpshooter), 930 nucleotides long. RefSeq names its product small nuclear ribonucleoprotein Sm D3 (gene SmD3). Gene Ontology annotation, molecular function: RNA binding. The record is from RefSeq and is a predicted model, not a curated record. The transcript has 2 exons. Gene Ontology annotation, cellular component: U2 snRNP; catalytic step 2 spliceosome; U5 snRNP. Gene Ontology annotation, biological process: RNA processing; spliceosomal snRNP assembly. The coding region runs from base 123 to 551 and encodes 142 amino acids. Lineage: Eukaryota; Metazoa; Arthropoda; Insecta; Hemiptera; Cicadellidae.
GGAUGUCGAUUGUCGAAUGAGAGAUAGUGGCAGGCAGUGGUGGUUAUAAAAAGGAGGUAGAGUUAAUUCAUCAUUUACCAAGGUUGCCGGUUUUGAACGGAGUCUGUGAGAAUUAAUUUACAAUGUCUAUUGGUGUGCCAAUUAAGGUUCUGCAUGAAGCAGAAGGACAUAUAGUGACCUGUGAAACAAAUACAGGAGAAGUUUAUAGAGGAAAACUUGUAGAAGCUGAAGACAACAUGAACUGCCAAAUGACCAGCGUCACUGUUACUUAUAGAGAUGGUAGAACUGCAGAUGUUGAAAAUGUUUACAUUCGAGGAUCCAAAAUCAGGUUUCUUAUUCUUCCUGAUAUGUUGAAAAAUGCGCCUAUGUUUAAAAGGCAAGGGACAAAAGCCUCCAAUUCAGGAGCCGGGAGAGGUAAAUCGGCUAUUCUCAGAGCUCAAGCUGCUCGUGGAAGAGGGAGGGGAGGCCCUCUUCAAAGAGGGCAAGGUCGCCCAAAUUGGCAAGGUCCAGGAGGCAGUGGUCAGCAGAGACGGAGACCCGACGAUCGCUAACUUUAUAAUGAUUCAACAUGUGUUUAUUUUCGUUUACUUUACUUUACUUAACUUUGUGCUUAUACCAAAACAAAUAAGUACUUUCAAGUGUAAUGCUGUUGUGUAUGUCUUCUAUUAAUUUAGUCACAGACAUUUUAAAACCCAGUAUAGUUUGUACUAGUUCUAAUUUUGUUCAGAUUCACUUUUUUAUUCAGUUUAAUAAAUAAAUCUUGAUCAAUUUUAAUACAAGGAUUUUUGAAAUAAUUUUUACUUUAUAUAUCUAUUAAUUCACACGUACAUUGAAGUAUAUUAUGAUGUUUUAAUUGUUGGACGAUUGUUUGGAAAUUUUGUGAUGACAAAUUAGAUAUAUAAGGUUGUAAUAAAUAACAUUUGAUACAUA